AACAGAUAUAUAUGACAAGUGAUACGUCAUGUGGUAUUUUAAUGGUUUAAAAAGUAUAACAAUUAUAUUUUAUUGCGCUGACUUGAUAAAUAAUUUGUUAUCAUUGUCAAUUGUAAUGUAUUAGUCAAUAAAAACGUGGCAGUUUUCAAUAUUUUUUUUAAUUAUAAAAAUUUCAAUUGUUAUUUUAAGUCAAAAGUAAAAGUACGUGACACUUGAAAUAAAUGGAGCAGCAUAAGUAGUUAAUAAAAAACUACAAUUUAUUAAUUAACAAUAACAAUAAUUGUUUGUUUUUUUUUUAUUUCAAUUGAAAUAAACAAUUGAUAAAAUAUUUAAAAAUCCAUUUUUUGUGUGAAACACAAAUUCAAAUUUAAAUAAUAUAACAUAAUGAUGAGGUGACAUUUACUUCUGCAAUGCGGAAAAAGUCAAUUGGUUUAUUGCUGAUAUCGUUAUUGGUAUGGGGUAUCAUUACAUACUUCCUUUUUCUUAGCCGGACAACUGCCAAUCGAGAUAAGAAUGUACUCUCGAAUCAGAUAAACAGUUUAAAAACUCAAGUUCAAAGGAAGAUUGCCGAUAAUCAGAUACUUUUAAAACGUCUGAUUGAAUUGCAACAAAAAAAAUUAGAUGAAUUACAAGCAGCUACGACUGUCAACAGUUUACCUGAUGACUCAAUAAAUAAUUUAAAUAGCAGUUAUCUAGUGGGUUCGACUGUUAAAUUAAAAACAGAGGAAGAAAUAAAACGUGAAAAACUAAAAGCAUUGGCAGCUAAGAAAUCGUUAGCAAAAGACUUGCCGAUAAUUGCUGUACUUGUUAUUUCUUGUAACAGAAUAACUGUUGAAAGAUGUUUGAAUCAAUUAAUAAAAUUACGUACAAAUGCUGAACAAUUUCCGAUAAUUGUAUCACAGGAUUGUGAGCAUAAACAGACCGCAGAUAUUAUCAAGUCAUUUGGAGAUCAAGUUGUUCAUAUACAACAACCAGAUCAAUCGGAUAUUGAUAUACCACUUCGAGAAAAAAAAUUCAAAGGUUAUUUUAAAAUAGCACGUCAUUAUGGUUGGGCAUUAAAUCAAAUUUUCUUUGAAUUUGGUUUUGAUACCACGAUUAUUGUUGAAGACGACUUGGAUGUGGCUCCAGAUUUUUAUGAAUAUUUUUUGGGAACUUAUCCUCUAUUGGUAGCCGAUAAAUCAUUAUGGUGCGUUUCAGCAUGGAAUGAUAAUGGUAAAUCUGGACUAGUUGAUGAGACCGCAGCACAUUUGCUUUAUCGUACGGAUUUUUUUCCUGGUCUUGGUUGGAUGCUUACUAAAGAUUUGUGGCAAGAAUUAUCAGUAAAAUGGCCAAAAGCUUAUUGGGAUGAUUGGAUUCGUCAACCGGAGCAACGAAAAAAUAGAGCUUGCAUCAGACCAGAGCUUUCACGAACCCGAACGUUUGGAAAAGUUGGCGUUAGCAAUGGACUAUUUUAUGAAAAACAUCUUAAAUAUAUUAAACUCAAUGAUCAAUUUGUGCCUUUUACUAAAAUGAAUUUAAGUUAUUUAUUAAAAGAUAAUUAUGACAUUAACUUUGUAAAUCAAGUCUAUCAUUCGACAGUUGUAAGUUAUUCAGAAUUAAAAAGUGGUAAUAUUGUGACACCUGGAUCUGUUAGAAUUCCGUAUCAUACGAGACAGACAUUUAAAAAUACCGCUAAAAUGCUUGGAUUGAUGGAUGAUUUUAGAAGUGGAGUACCAAGAACUGGUUAUCGAGGAGUAAUAACAUUUUUUUACAAUAACAGACGUGUACAUCUCGCUCCAAAUACUAAUUGGAACGGUUACGAUAUAAGUUGGAGCUAACACAUGAUUCCAAAUCACAGUCAAGACCUUUAGAUAUAUAAUAUUUUAAAUAUUAAUGUUUGUGUUUUUAUUUUAACUUUUUUAGAAUGAAUGAUAACUAAUGAGUUUUUAAACUAAGAAUAUUUUAAAAACGAGAGACUGGAUCUUGAUUUAUUCCUUUUGAAAUCAAGUAUUUAGUGAUAGUUUAACAGAGUUGAUUAAAUUAAAAUAAUAAAAGAGAGAGAAUAGGAAAGAUAAUUAAUUAAAAAAAUAAUAAUUCACAAUCAAUUAAUUCGUACCUGGCAAAGUUCUCCAAUACUCCAACGUCCAGUUGGAAAAAGCCAAAGGGAAAAAACUUUGCCGUGAUCGAAACUACCUCCCAGUAAUAAAAAAGAACAAAAAUAUUUAAAAAAGACUAUCUAGUUAGAUGAGAAAGAAACAAGUCGAUUCCAUUAUAUAGUUUAUUAAAAAUAGUUGAAGCUUUUUUAAAAAAUUUAAUACAAGUCCAAAAUCUUGUUUAAAUUUAUUUCAUAAUUUUAUUUAUGAGCUUGUUAAAUUUUAGAUUUUUCAAAUUUUUUUAAUUCACUGCUUAUAUGUAAAUAUAUUUUAGUGCAGUUGUAUAAAAAAAAUAAUAAUAAAAAGAUUACAGUGAAUUGAUAAAAAUGAUUUUUCUUUUUUAAAUUUAUAUCAAUAUUUAGCAAUAAAUAUUAAUAUUUAAAUUAUAACCGGUUGUAAUUAUUUGUAAAUUUUGCUAAUUAGUUGACUUAUUAAUAGAAAAUAAAAUUUAAAACGCAACAAA
Molecule: messenger RNA, 2595 nt
Organism: Microplitis mediator
Lineage: Eukaryota; Metazoa; Arthropoda; Insecta; Hymenoptera; Braconidae
Gene: Mgat1
Product: alpha-1,3-mannosyl-glycoprotein 2-beta-N-acetylglucosaminyltransferase
Exons: 11
Coding region: 411-1817 (468 amino acids)
Biological process (GO): protein N-linked glycosylation
Cellular component (GO): Golgi apparatus
Molecular function (GO): alpha-1,3-mannosylglycoprotein 2-beta-N-acetylglucosaminyltransferase activity
Source: RefSeq, a predicted model, not a curated record